Trematomus bernacchii (emerald rockcod) is the source of this 1981-nucleotide messenger RNA. RefSeq names its product serine/threonine-protein kinase 32C-like. Gene Ontology annotation, biological process: G protein-coupled receptor signaling pathway; regulation of signal transduction; protein phosphorylation. NCBI's taxonomy places the organism in Eukaryota, Metazoa, Chordata, Actinopteri, Perciformes, Nototheniidae. Gene Ontology annotation, molecular function: ATP binding; G protein-coupled receptor binding; G protein-coupled receptor kinase activity. The record is from RefSeq and is a predicted model, not a curated record. The transcript is spliced from 13 exons. The coding region runs from base 312 to 1643 and encodes 443 amino acids.
UCUCGGUUUGGCUGGCAGGCUACGGAAGACAACUACCAGUGCCGAGUGAUUAACGGAACGUUAACCUAACAACUGUAAUAACCGAACAGACUCUGAACUAUCUGACAUUCCGUCGGUACUUGCUACAGUCCUCCCGCCUGGUUUAGAGAGACUUUAGGUCGCGACGCUCACAUUUUCGGUAGAAUUUACAUCGGUUAAAUUUAAAGCGAAAUAACGAACACGGGUUGGGUGAAAUGUAUGGUUAGAAUCUUUUGAGGAGGGAGUCAGCUGUAGUUUCUCCUCAAGGGGCGAGGAAUGCUAUCUGAGCAUCAAUGUUUCACUGGGGCAAGUGGAAGAAGAGGAUGGGAGCCAACAGUUCUUCAAAGAGACCCGUCUUCGACGAAAACGAAGAUGUGAACUUCGACCACUUCCAGAUAUUACGGGCCAUUGGGAAAGGAAGCUUUGGAAAGGUAUGCAUUGUGCAAAAGAGGGACACGGAGAAGAUGUACGCCAUGAAGUACAUGAACAAACAGCAGUGCGUGGAGAGAGAUGAGGUCCGAAACGUCUUUAGAGAGCUUGAGAUCCUACAGGAAAUUGAACAUAUUUUUUUAGUAAAUCUCUGGUACUCGUUUCAGGAUGAGGAGGACAUGUUCAUGGUGGUUGACCUCCUGCUGGGAGGAGAUCUGCGCUACCACCUGCAGCAGAACGUCCAGUUCAGUGAGGAUGCUGUGAAGCUCUACCUCUGUGAGAUGACGCUGGCUCUGGACUACUUGCAGAACCAGCACAUCAUCCACAGAGAUGUCAAGCCAGACAAUAUCCUGUUGGAUGAGCAAGGUCACGCUCACCUAACGGACUUCAACAUAGCGACGAUAAUAAAGGACGGAGAGAGAGCCACUGCCUUAGCUGGAACCAAGCCCUACAUGGCCCCAGAGAUCUUCCAGUCUUUUGUUAGUGGGGGUACAGGCUAUGCCUUUGAUGUAGACUGGUGGUCACUAGGGGUGACAAUCUUCGAAGUGCUUCGUGGAUGGAGGCCCUAUGAUAUCCAUGCCAGUAACUCGGUGGAGUCCCUGAUGCAGCUCUUCAGUACAGUCAGUGUCCAGUACAGCGCAGCCUGGCCCAAGGACCUGGUCUCCCUGCUGAGGAAGCUACUGACAGUGAACCCAGAGCAUCGUUACUCCAGUCUGUCUGCCAUGCAGGCAUCUGCCUACCUCACUGACGUCAACUGGGACGCCGUGUACGAGAAGACCAUCGAGGCCGGAUUUGUUCCUAAUAAAGGGCGCCUCCACUGCGACCCCACCUUUGAGCUGGAGGAGAUGAUCCUGGAGUCGCGUCCCCUUCACAAGAAGAAGAAGAGGCUGGCCAAGAACAGAUCUCGAGAUAAUAGCAAGGAUUCUCAGUCUGAGAACGACUACCUACAGGAGUGCCUUGAAGUGGUGCAGCAGGAGUUCAUGAUCUUCAACCGAGAGAAGUUGAAAAGGCGUCAGGAGGAGGGUCCGCCCGAGGCCGGGGUGGAUGAUGCCAGUGGAGACGGGGACGGGGAGGCCGAGGGCGGGGCCACCGACGAGGAUGCACCCGAGCCAGAGCCGGACCCCGAGCCGGAGCCCGAGACCUCCUCCAAACGGAGCAUGUGCGGCUCGGUGUGCUCCUCCCCCGGCAGCAGCUAGCCUUUCAGCGCCUCAGAGACCCUCGCAGGCUCUCUGCCAGCUGCAGCGUCUGUGCCAUGCCAAUAGAAACAUUCUCACCUCUCUCUGUUGUAGCCAGGAGUGGAGGGGCCGCACAGCAGGACCCCCAAUUUUCCCUCUUUUUCCCCCUGUAGCAUCCUUCAGGUAGGGCAUGAAUGAAGCAGAUUUCCAGAGAGUCCCCGCCUCCUGCACCCAUACGCCCUAGAGGUCUUUACGGGGGAUCGGUGAAAAGCCUUGUUACUGUACCAACUGGAACCGCUCCGUGUUUAAAAAAUGCUGCUUUAACUGCUUUGAUAAAGAAAUAAAUCUCCUUCCUGUAA